AUGGCGUCGCGGAAAGGGGGGAUGGCGAGGCGGGAAGGGGAUAUGGCGUGGCGGGAAGGGGAGAUGUCGUGGCGGGAAGGGGAUAUGGCGUGGCGGGAUGGGGAUAUGGCGUGGCGGGAAGGGGAUAUGGCGUGGCGGGAAGGGGAUAUGGCGUGGCGGGAAGGGGAUAUGGCGUGGCUGGAAGGGGAUAUGGCGUGGCGGGAAGGGGAUAUGGCGUGGCGGGAAGGGGAUAUGGCGUGGCGGGAAGGGGAUAUGGCGUGGCGGGAAGGGGAUAUGGCGUGGCGGGAUGGGGAUAUGGCGUGGCGGGAAGGGGAUAUGGCGUGGCGGGAAGGGGAUAUGGCGUGGCGGGAAGGGGAUAUGGCGUGGCGGGAAGGGGAUAUGGCGUGGCGGGAAGGGGAUAUGGCGUGGCGGGAAGGGGAUAUGGCGUGGCGGGAAGGGGAUAUGGCGUGGCGGGAAGGGGAUAUGGCGUGGCGGGAAGGGGAUAUGGCGUGGCGGGAAGGGGAUAUGGCGUGGCGGGAAGGGGAUAUGGCGUGGCGGGAAGGGGACAUGGCGUGGCGGGAAGGGGAUAUGGCGUGGCGGGAAGGGGAUAUGGCGUGGCGGGAAGGGGAUAUGGCGUGGCGGGAAGGGGAUAUGGCGUGGCGGGAAGGGGAUAUGGCGUGGCGGGAAGGGGAUAUGGCGUGGCGGGAAGGGGAUAUGGCGUGGCGGGAAGGGGAUAUGGCGUGGCGGGAAGGGGAUAUGGCGUGGCGGUGGUCGCGGCGGGCCCGCGAGAGGAGGCGUGGGGCCCGUCCGAUGAACCGAGCCAGUAUGGAGGCAUUUUCGCAGCCACGAAUGGGUAUAAAUUAG
This is a messenger RNA of Closterium sp. Yama58-4, 843 nucleotides long. NCBI's taxonomy places the organism in Eukaryota, Viridiplantae, Streptophyta, Zygnematophyceae, Desmidiales, Closteriaceae. The record is from the annotation of a GenBank genome assembly.